This is a messenger RNA of Leopardus geoffroyi (Geoffroy's cat), 1515 nucleotides long. RefSeq names its product canopy FGF signaling regulator 3 (gene CNPY3). Bases 161 to 1084 code for a protein of 307 amino acids. Gene Ontology annotation, molecular function: signaling receptor binding. NCBI's taxonomy places the organism in Eukaryota, Metazoa, Chordata, Mammalia, Carnivora, Felidae. The transcript is spliced from 7 exons. The record is from RefSeq and is a predicted model, not a curated record. Gene Ontology annotation, cellular component: endomembrane system.
GGGCCGAGGCAGCCAGAGGAGGGAGCGGGCCGGGGGCUCCCUGUUGCCCUGGUUACGCCGAGGCACGUGUGCAGUCCCGGAAGCGGCUCCGGGAAGCUGCCCAGCGCGCGCAGCCGGAGGAAGCGCAGCCCGGUCCGUUGGGGUCGGGUCCGGCUGGGCCAUGGAGCUGUUGCCUGAGCCCGCGCCCCGGCCCGGACCCCGCUGUCUUCUGCUUCUCUCCCUGCUACUGUUGCUGCUGCUGCUACUGCCGGCCCCGGAGCUGGGCCCGAGCCAGGCGCAAGCCGAGGAGACCGACUGGGUUCGACUCCCCAGCAAAUGCGAAGUGUGUAAAUACGUUGCCGUGGAGCUGAAAUCAGCUUUUGAGGAAACCGGCAAGACCAAGGAGGUGAUCGACACAGGCUAUGGCAUCCUGGAUCGGAAGGCUUCCGGAGUCAAAUACACCAAGUCCAUUUCAGAGCCCCCAGACCAGAUGACCUAUCUUCCUUCCAGCUCUGACUUCCCUUUGCCCCUCUCGUGCUGCUGUCUCUGCAGGGACUUACGGUUAAUCGAAGUCACUGAGACCAUUUGCAAGAGGCUCCUGGACUAUAGCCUGCACAAGGAGAGGACCGGCAGCAACCGGUUUGCCAAGGGCAUGUCUGAGACCUUUGAGACACUGCACAACCUGGUCCACAAAGGGGUCAAGGUGGUGAUGGAUAUCCCCUAUGAGCUGUGGAAUGAGACCUCUGCAGAGGUGGCUGACCUUAAGAAGCAGUGCGACGUGUUGGUGGAAGAGUUUGAGGAGGUGAUCGAGGACUGGUACAGGAACCACCAGGAGGAAGACCUGACUCAGUUCCUCUGUGCCAACCACGUGCUGAAGGGCAAGGACACCAGUUGCCUCGCAGAGCAGUGGUCCGGCAAGAAGGGGGACACAGCCGCCCUGGGAGGGAAGAAGUCUAAAAAGAAGAGCGGCAAGGUCAAGGCCUCGGGCAGCGGCAGCAAACAGAGGAAGGAGCUAGGUGGCCUUGAAGAAGACCCCAGCCCCGAUGAGGAUGAGGGCAUCCAGAAGGCAUCCCCCCUUACACACAGCCCCCCGGAUGAGCUUUGAGCCUAACCCAGUGCCCCCUGUAUCGUGACCCCUGACCUGGAAGCUGAAGAAUCUGGGGCACAGCUCUGGCAGGCAGAUGGCUGUCCCUCUCCAAGUCCUCCCUGCCGUGCCGGCUUCCUGCCGGGAAAGACACAGGGCCAGGGAAGAGCUCAGAUCAGCUGCCGUCAGCCUACCGACCUCCUCCCUCUGCCAAGCGGCUGUCCUGACCCAGGCUUCGGGCAGGCCAUGCGAUUUCACGCCUGCCAAGGACUCCAGUAUGAACUCCGGAGGGGCAGGUGUGGAGAGGGCACCCAGCCUUCACCUCCCCUCACUCCUUCCCAGCAGGGAAGCAAGACUACAGGCCUCCCCACCCCUGCUUAUCCCCUCCUGUGGACACCUUGCACUCUGCCCGGCCCUCCCCAGGGCUCACAGAGUAAAAACCUUUUGGCCUU